Molecule: messenger RNA, 4107 nt
Organism: Penicillium lagena
Lineage: Eukaryota; Fungi; Ascomycota; Eurotiomycetes; Eurotiales; Aspergillaceae
Product: Fibronectin type III domain protein
Exons: 9
Coding region: 1-4107 (1368 amino acids)
Biological process (GO): tRNA modification
Molecular function (GO): tRNA guanylyltransferase activity; magnesium ion binding; protein binding
Source: RefSeq, a predicted model, not a curated record
AUGUACGAGCCGCUGUAUUUUGCCUUUGACACAUACCCAACUGUCAUACCCCGAGUGAGGGUGCGAGGCGUCAUGGCGCUUUUCCUGGCGGCCUCGAUCUUGUGGGCCCUGAUCUGGCUCCUGUACCGGGCAUGGCAGGUCUGCCAAACUCCCAACGAUGUCCUAGUGGAGAAAUUGGGCCUGGAUAUUCCUCCACCCCCAGAGGUCACCCUCGAAGAGAUCACCGCCCGUGAGAUCCGUCUUGCUUGGAAACAACCAGACUUCCACAACUCAAUACAUAAGCAUAUCAUCCAAGUGAACAACGUUAAAGUGGGCGAGUCGAAACGAGCGGAGACGGCGGUAGAGAUUUUAAAUCUCAUACCAGGCAGCAUUUAUCACAUCUGUGUUUUCUCAGUGAGCGCCGCGAACUUUCAAACACCUAGCGCCGUCCUUCAUGUGCGAACCAAAUCUCUCCCGCUCUCCCAGGCACAACAAAAUGCCCCCGGCGACGGCCCCACGAUUCGGGCAUCGAUUCCCCGUUCGACCGCAGGCCUGCCCACUCCUUCGGCUCCGGUGAUGUCCCGUGAACACAGUGCCGGUCCACUGCCGGGCAAACGACCCUCGACAGGGCGGAAGCUAUCACCUGCUGCCGGAACAGUUGAGACUGGCCAUGCAGACGAAACGCAGAGAAGCGUGGUCAAGAACGACAAGAAUGGAUCCCUCGAGCAACUCGCCGAUCGACUGAAGUCGCUGCAGCAGGAGAACGAUAACUUGGAAAAGCAGGCAGCAGAGGAGGAGGACGAACACAUCGCAUUGCUCAAAGAUCUCGAGAAGCAACGCAACGAUUUGAAGAAGAGUGUUAAGGAGAAGGACGAGGCCAGCGGUGAUCUCAAGAAACACGUCUACAAGCUGGAAAGCGUCAACCGCACUGUGCAGAGCGAAAAGACGAAGCGUGUGAGGCUGCUUCAACAGAAGGAGGCCCAGCGCAAGAAGCGCAAGAACGAUAUUGUGCGAUGGCAGGAGAAGAUCACUCGCAUGACCGUUGAAAUGGAGCAGGCCAAGGAGGACAAGAUAAGUCUGGAAGAGGAUGGCAAAACCCGUGCGGAUGAAGUUCGAAAGAAGAUUGCCGAUGAGCAAGCGGAGAUGAAGGCUAUCGAUGACGAGAUCCAGGAUAAAGGAGGACGCAUCAAGAAGCUCGAGGAAGAAAGGACAAGAUUCCAGGAGGGUGAUACUGAAGAUGGCAAAGAAUUGGACCGAAUUGAUAACGAGCGGGCCCGCCAGUGGGAGGCUAAAUUGGCCAGUUUACAGGCGCGCUAUGCUACUCUCGUCAACAUUCAUACGCAAGCUCAGCAGCAGUAUCAGGAAGCCCAGGAGCGAGUCAAGUGGCUUUCCACCCAACGACCCAGCAGCGCAGGCCCCUUCCCAUUGGAUCUCGAUUUGUCCAAUACUGCCACCAUUCGGCCCCGCCGCCAUCGCAGCUCUCUCAACAGCAAUGUCUCGUCCCCUGUGAACUUCCCCAGCGUCGAGCCAUCAUUCUCCAUCAAUUACAACCCACCUUCCACUAGCUCGCCAACUUUUGCUCCGAACUCUGCCUUCUUCAACAUUCAUAACGGGAUGGCUCUGCCGAGUCUAGACCCGCCGGAGAUCAUGCGCUCAGACAUGGAGACAACUUUCAAUAACCCUCAGAUGAGCCCUCGUGCUGAUGCUCUUCUGCCAUCUGAUCUCCUCGGGGACGAAGAAUCUCCCGAAUUCCCGCGCCCUGUUACCCGACCACGGUUUGACUCAAACCCCACUCCGCUGGACGGCUUUGGACAUGGCCCCGUAUCGCCAGUCUCUUCAGGCAGUCGACCUGGAAGUAUCUUCGCCAGCCCACUCGGCACCUCAACCCGACAGGAUUCUGAGCCCGGUCAACUGUCAGAGCCACCAAAGAGCGCUUCUCGGCGGCUCUCAGGCCUGUUCGGCUUUCAUCGACCUCGAGGGAAGACUCUGGCAGACGAAUCGCCUAUGCUGGGCACUUUGAAACCAGGACAGAGUCAAUCCUUCCCGCGCAAUAUCGAUGAGAUGGACCCGAUUGGCUCACGACGUCGGCGGUUGAGCUAUACUGGCAAUUGGGCAAGUCCGAUGUCAUUUUUCCCGCGAAGCAACACUGCCGGAGUCACCGCAGACAGUUCGUCUGACCACCCACCCUCCCGGCGGGCUGCGUUUUCGAGCAUCUUCUCUACCAGCAAAUUUGGGUUUGGAAAUGCCGGACGUGCGAAUACCGAUGGCUACGAUCAAUUCAGCCCGCGACAUGACCCCAUUGAUCCCUCCUCACUUCUCGGCGGCGUCCGACGUGGUUCUCUGUCUCCACGGCCGUCGUCUACGUUCUCGUUUGACAACCAGCUCCCUCACCCCUCUACGGACAACCGACAUUUCGGUUGGCCGUCGACCGAGAAAGCUGGGCAUCGAACCAGUCCUCUUGGUCUUGAUUGGGCUUCUCCGUCUACUUGGUCUCGAGCCCCUUCCCGUCGGCCUUCCAUCUCAUAUGGAUCGUCUGGCCACCUCCCGUUGGGGCUGACUGGGGAGCCUGAUUUUGUCGAGGAUUCGUUUGAACGGCAGCAUCGGCCGCUCCAGGCUCCAAUUGGCACUCGCCCUUCCUCGUCCCACCGGCCCCUCACGCCGAAUCCGAAACUGAACCCGGCUGCCCCGACGUUCAGGACGGUCUUCACUGGCAAGAAAUCGGACAAGGACAAGGAUAAGGAAACCGAAUCCUCCUUUGAUCUGGAAGACGGUUCCCCGUCCGACUCUCGCAUGUCCCGCGAUUCUCGGUCCCUGUCUCAUUUCACCGGCGACUCGUACGAGUCUUUGGAGCGCCUGCCUUCCGGCACGUCCGUGGACAAUGCCUCGAAGGAGUCGUUCAUCCGUAAGAUCACUCGCAAAGGCAGCUCUGGAAAAUUCAGCUCGUGGAAAGAUCGCUCGGGUUUCUUUUCCAAGAAGGGGGAGUCUUCGCAGGGUGACAUUGAUGAGGAUGGCGCCAGCGAAGCCCAGCUCGGGAAGAGCGUGGACAGCACUGUCUCCAGUGUGCCGUCUGCAGACAAGUCGACUCGAAGCAGCCUGGGAUUUUUCUCCCGCAAGUCUCGCAAAUCCGACAAGGCCAGUGAGACGAGCGAGCUCGCCAGUGAAACGGGUGAUGAGGAGAUCCCGGAGGAGCUCAGAUACGAAUAUGUCAAGUCCUUCGAGCAGCCAGACAUCCUGCUGCCCAACACAUGGAUUGUCGUUCGGAUUGAUGGGAGGGGAUUCCACAAACUGUCUGAUUACUACGCAUUCACGAAACCAAAUGACCGCCGCGCGCUGGACCUGAUGAACGCUGCUGCUGCCGAGGUCAUGAACGACUUACCAGAUCUAUGCAUCGCCUACGGCGUCAGCGACGAGUACAGUUUUGUCUUCCAUCCAAGCUGCGAGCUCUUCGAGCGACGGAAUUCAAAACUGGUCACCACCAUCGUUUCCUCAUUCACAGCACACUACAUCCAUCAAUGGAACACUUAUUUCCCCUCAACGCCCCUCCAGCCGCGGUAUUUGCCUUCGUUCGACGGGCGUUCGGUUAUUUACCCGAAUACUCGCAUUCUGCGCGACUAUAUGAGCUGGAGACAGGUUGAUUGCCAUAUCAAUAACCUCUACAAUACAACUUUUUGGGCAAUGGUCCUACAAGGUGGAAUGAGCAAUACGGAUGCGGAACAGGAAUUAAAGGGAACCGUGUCAUCAGACAAGAACGAGAUCCUCUUCAAGCGGUUCGGAAUGAACUACAAUAAUGAACUCGAGAUCUAUAAGAAGGGUAGUGUUAUCUACCGCCAGGUACGUUGUGUGUCCUUUAUUUUUGCUGCAUAUAAUCUGAUACACGCUGCUCCUAUCCAGUAUGAACUGCAGGACCCCAGUCCAGUGCAGACAUCUGCCGAUGAUGAUGGUGGUAGUGGGGCCUCGUCGGCGGUGCCAGGGUCUAAACCAUCGAGGUCACAGCAGGAUAAGCUGCGGAAAUUGCGCCGGAAAGCUAGGGUUGUGGUUGAUCAUGUUGAUAUCAUCAAGGAUGAGUUCUGGGAUAGGAGGCCAUGGAUUCUGUCGAACUCGCCUGGGAAAUUGCCUGUUGAGCAGUGA